AUGCCUACCACAUCCGCCAUGUCACAGCGUCGGCGCUUGACCAUAGGGUUGUGGUUGGGUCUUGUGCUGGUGUCGCCCAGAACAUUCACAGCACCCGGCAGGAUUUCUCGGCAAGCAAAGGCAGGAGGCACGGACCCGAUGCUGUCUUACCAAGACGAGGAGUAUUGGGAGCGACGCUACAGUACCGGCGACAAAGGCGUUCACAGCGACAUCAUCGACGACCGGGGGGUCGGCUGGUUGUGCUCCUAUGCCGGCCCGGUCCAGGAGACGCUGAAUGCGAUCACCGGCGGAGAUCGUAGCAAGGUCCUCCUGAACAUAGGUUGUGGAAUGGACCAGCUCAGCCCUGACAUCUACAAGGAUGGAUACACCAACUUGCUGAGUUCGGACAUUUCCCGGCACGCCAUCGCCGAGAUGGCAAAACAAACUGCCGAGGAGAUGCCGCUGGCGAAAUGGUUUGUGGAUGAUGUCACCCGCAUGAAUCUGCCAGACGAGUCGGUGGACGUCGUAGUGGACAAGGGCACCUUGGACGCCGUUCUGAUCCAAUCGGAGCCUUUCUUGCUGGCUGCAAGGAUGCUAAAAGAGGUGCAGCGCGUCCUCAAGGAGGGUGGCAUCUACUUUCUCAUCACCCAUGGGCGAGGUGAUCCCGACACCUGGCGGCUGCCUGUCCUUACCCUGCCCCACCUCAGCUUCAACAUUGCGAAGACACCAGACAUGGGUGGCUACUUCAUCUUCGUUUGCACCAAGCUGCCGCAGCCGGAUGCUGCCGCGGCCGCGGCGCAGUGGGACGAGGCAGAGGCUUGGGCCAAGAAGCGUGACGAGGAGGACCGCGAGGCAGAAUAUGCUGCUGUCGACGAAAUUGGCCAAUGA
Molecule: messenger RNA, 867 nt
Organism: Symbiodinium natans
Lineage: Eukaryota; Dinophyceae; Suessiales; Symbiodiniaceae
Source: the annotation of a GenBank genome assembly